Molecule: messenger RNA, 1137 nt
Organism: Rhopalosiphum maidis (corn leaf aphid)
Lineage: Eukaryota; Metazoa; Arthropoda; Insecta; Hemiptera; Aphididae
Exons: 8
Coding region: 1-1137 (378 amino acids)
Source: RefSeq, a predicted model, not a curated record
AUGGUACAUAAGAUAGAUAACCACAUGAAAUUGGCUAGGUAUAAUCUUAAACAAAAACGAAUUAAAAAUUUGAUAAAUAUCAUAAAUCAGUCAAAACACUCCAGCCAGUCGGAACUAUAUGAAAAAGAAAAGAAAUUAAUGUUUACAGGUAUCAAUAAUUUAAUGACUAAGCUCGUAAUCGAUAAAGAUCGUUUGAAUGAUUCUAGAAUUUACAGAUCCAUUUCUGAGGAAAAUGUGAUCUUCAAUGAUUUUAGUAAUCGCAUGAAAGCAGCUUAUGACAUUAUUAGUCAGCUAAAAGGUUUGAUACGAAUAGAAAAAUUAUUUUGGAUAGGAUCAAAAUACAAUACAAAAAAAAAUAAACAAAAAUUGAAUGAAUUUAAAAAGAAAAUAAAUUGGAUGAAUAAAUCAAUAGCUUUAGCUGUUAAAAGAUAUAAUGAAAUGAGAAUGUUUUUAAAUCUUCCAAAGGACAAUUUGUAUUCAGAAAUAAAAAAUCCAACGAAACCGUUUGAAUUAAAUUUUAUAUCUAAAAAAAAGAGAGAAGAAAUAGAAAAUCAAUUAAAAUUUAAAGAAACAGAACUCAUUUUAUAUGAUUUGAGAUCACCAACGGAAUUGUUAAACAAUAGAAUUGUAGAUCACGGGAUCACUCCAACUUAUCGGCUCCUUAGAAGAAAUACAUCGGGUCAACAAUUUAUUUACAAUUACUCGUGUUCAUUGUUUGGGAUGUAUGUUGAAGGAAGUGGUACUAGCAAGAAUGAAGCAAAGCUAAAUACAGCUGCUGAAAUGUUGCGUUCAAUUAUAAGAAAACAAAAAAAUCGAACUCUUUCACCGCAUAUCAGAGCUUUUAACGAUAAGGAAUUAAAAACUAUCAGUCCGUUAAUUAAGUUUAAAGCAAAUUAUGUGGAGGAAUUGAAUAAUGAAUGCGUUAAAAAUAAGCACCAACCACCAAUAUAUACACUUUUAUCAGAGCCCAAAAAAGAUUACAAACUGGCAGACCAUUAUUCAAUUCAAUGUAAUGCGAUGGACUUAGUUGCAAUAGGACACAGUAACAAACGAUCAGCGGCCAAGCAAAUGGCAGCACAAAAUGUUAUCAACUUAUGGAAAAAAUUUUAUCCUGCAAAAAGCAUACCCUUUAUGUAG